AUGGCUGCCGGACCGGCAUCUAGAAUCAGAUACAUCGCUAUUCUUUUGUCUAUAUUCGUUGGAAAAUUUAGAUGUACAAUUAUCGCGUUGUCUCUAGUAUCCAUUUUACUACUGCCAGCACUGAAGGAGAACAAUUUCAUUUUAACCCAUUCAUUCUUGACAGGAUCGGCCAUAGACAGAGUUACAGAUAGGGACAUUUCUUUUUCAAGCAGAAUCCAGCCAAUAUUGGAAUCUGAACUGACAAGUAUUUAUCAAUAUGAAGAUCAGCUAAUUGAUGAUGUGGGCAAAAAGGCAAAGAAACCCACUCUUCCGGAGAAUUUUUCACAGUUUAUCCCAUACCAACACACAAAAUCUGGCGGAACAGAUGAAAUAGAAACAAUAGUUCCCCAAGGAUACAUAUCCAUUGCAGAAAAAAUCAAACAUGAAAUCCCAAAUAUAGAUAUAUUUUUCCAUAAGUAUGUCUAUGAAAACAUGUGCAAAUACUCUAUUUUCAUAAUCCUCAAAUGCAAACGGUGUGUUCCUUUUUUUUCAAAUUUAACCGUUUCCACUAUGGAUAAAGAUACAACAUUUGCUAGUAGUUUAUUGCUUGGCGUAUUGUCUAGUUUGGCCGAUAAGCCCUUUUUAUCUCAAAAUCAUUAUUACCUCCUAGUACAUAAACAUGUGAAAUUCACUAAAGCAAUCUCAACUUUUCUAUAUUCCUAUAAUUAUGCCAUGGACCUCCCGUUUCAAAAUCACCAAAUACACAUUUCACAUGUACUAGACUUUGACGAAAAUUGUGCAAAUAACAUUUAUUUGUACUAUGAAGGUCUAAAUGGCUACAAACCACCAUUGGAUUGGAGCGUUACGGCAUUGAAUGAGUUUGUUCGCCACGGAAUCUACAUACUCACUUUACCACUUUGGGAGUCGUUACGACGACAAGCAUUCAAUUUACAUUUACAUAAACAGCAUUCGGCACUCAUGGAUUUUGGAAUUCCCUCUUUUACAAUUGCGGGGAAAUGCAAUAAAAAUCUAGCACACACUAGGACUACAUUGCUAAGGGCUUUACACGUGCUGGCUCGUGACCAAGGCAGCAUGGACGAGUCAAUGGAUGAAUGCAUGAAUUUUUACACCUUCAUCUCCAAUAAGUACUUUUUAUCAUUUUCUUCGCAUUUCAUCCCACUUUUAGGUCUAAUUAUUACUUCACUCUUUCAUGCGUUGAAUAACACUGGCACCAGGAAUCCCCAGACCUUAUUUUAUGGAUUAGCCUUCUAUAUGCUUAACAUAUUAAUAUUAGCAUCACUCCCCUAUUCUAUAAUAACAAAUGUAACUCAGAAUCUGUUUGGAGGUUAUUUAAUGCGAUUUUACCCCUUAACAAUAGGAAAAGAGUCCAUAUUGCUAUUGCAUACUUGA
This is a messenger RNA of Babesia microti strain RI, 1389 nucleotides long. Its product is annotated as glycosylphosphatidylinositol anchor attachment 1 protein, putative (GPAA1). Bases 1 to 1389 code for a protein of 462 amino acids. NCBI's taxonomy places the organism in Eukaryota, Apicomplexa, Aconoidasida, Piroplasmida, Babesiidae. The transcript has 5 exons. The record is from RefSeq and is a predicted model, not a curated record.